AUGUUCUCUUCGAAGGGAUUCGGCACAUUGGCACGUUCACGCGUUCCAUUGCGCUCUAAGCGACAAUGUUCUGUACAACGUCAAACAGCUGCUUUGAGUGGCUCAUCAAUCAAGUCCCUUCAAGAUGCCUUCCGGGACCCGUCCUCACCAUUUCACAUUGCUCCAGGAGACACAGGACCUGAAUCCCCCGACGCUCCUCCCUCACUCUCGCAAGUCCCACAUCCUGCUCCGCCUCCACCUCAGUCCAGCCAUCCCACUGCAAUCGGCUCCCUGGCAGCGAAUGCCAGAGCUAAGCUGAUCUCUAUGGGUUACGACGAGGGGUCACUAUGGGAGCAGAGCAUCGUAUGGGGUCACCAUGAUGCAUUCCGACACGUUAACAACGUACACUACCUACGAUUCGUCGAAUCUGGUCGCAUUGCGUGGGUCAUGGCCUUCGGCAAGGCUCUUGGGGGUGAAGAACGCGUCAAGGCAAUGCUCGCGGGCCAGGGCGUCUCGGUCAUACUCAAAUCAAUGAACAUCAAUUUCAGGAGACCGGUGACGUUUCCUGACACACUUUUGGUUGGGCACAAACCAAUCAUUUCUUCGAGCCGCACGCACUUUACUUUGAACGCAGUGCUUUAUUCGUAUUCACAACAAGCGAUCGUUGCGGACUCGGAUUCCGUGCUUGUUUGGUACGACUACGACAACCUGAAGAAAUGUGACCCCGGGGAUGAUGCAUGGCGCCUUCUGAAGGUAGCCUCGCAGGACGGUCAAGUGAAGGGUUGAUGUCCGUGUGUUCCGACUGAGCUCGGACUUGGUAUAUAUGUAGUAGAAAUGAUUGCCAAUUAUUUGACAUCCUCGAUGCAGACAGUCUCGCCCCAAAUC
Suillus paluster is the source of this 864-nucleotide messenger RNA. Its product is annotated as Thioesterase/thiol ester dehydrase-isomerase. The record is from RefSeq and is a predicted model, not a curated record. Gene Ontology annotation, molecular function: fatty acyl-CoA hydrolase activity. The coding region runs from base 1 to 765 and encodes 254 amino acids. NCBI's taxonomy places the organism in Eukaryota, Fungi, Basidiomycota, Agaricomycetes, Boletales, Suillaceae. The transcript is spliced from 6 exons.